This is a messenger RNA of Carassius gibelio (silver crucian carp), 699 nucleotides long. Its product is annotated as cell death regulator Aven-like. Gene Ontology annotation, biological process: negative regulation of G2/M transition of mitotic cell cycle. NCBI's taxonomy places the organism in Eukaryota, Metazoa, Chordata, Actinopteri, Cypriniformes, Cyprinidae. The coding region runs from base 287 to 679 and encodes 130 amino acids. The record is from RefSeq and is a predicted model, not a curated record. The transcript is spliced from 2 exons.
UACGAAUCGAGUAUCGAGUCAGAUCUCACAUGCCCCACACACCACUGGUGCUACGGUUUUUGAUAGUAUUCACACUUAUACAUGUUUCCCUCAGCAUUUUAGAUCUGAUGCACAUUUGUCAUUCGAUAAACUGAACUCGCAUUUACCAUUAGGCGGAACUAGUUGGACGGGCGGAACGUUUCCCCAGUGAAAAGGGUUCUCUUUUAAGUGUAACAACUGUUGUGGUGUUACACGAUUACAGCCUCGAGUCGAAAUUAGUUCUCUAGACUAAAUUUCAUUUUCAGUUAUGGAAGGCAGACGGGGACGCGGUGGGCAUUGGAAAAGAGGAGGUGGAGGUGGAGGUGGAGGUGAUGCUGAGACCAGCGGUUCAGGAGAGCACAGGGGUCGCGGAAGAGGAGGACCCCACCAUCGUGGAAGAGGCAAACGAGAUCAUCGUAGAGGAAGAGGGCGCGAGUUUGGACCUCCUGCAGACUUUAGAGACUUUCGACGAAAUCAAGAUGACAAUGAGAACAAAGAAAACUUUGAGCAAGAGGAAGAGGACAAGACCUUCUCUAGACGAAAGCUUGCAUCCAACUGGGACCGUUAUAAGGAAUCUGAGAAAGAAGAAAUUAAUGAAGAUGUUCCUGCGCAGAGAGGCACAGACUAUCAUGUCCUCCUCACUUCAGCUGGUAAGACAUGACUAGUACCCACUUAGAUCUG